Messenger RNA from Pollicipes pollicipes, 1531 nucleotides. Its product is annotated as ubiquitin-conjugating enzyme E2 S-like. The record is from RefSeq and is a predicted model, not a curated record. Lineage: Eukaryota; Metazoa; Arthropoda; Thecostraca; Pollicipedomorpha; Pollicipedidae. The coding region runs from base 252 to 860 and encodes 202 amino acids. The transcript is spliced from 6 exons.
UCAACGGUCGCUGACAGCCGACGAUGCGCAAAACGAGUGGGUGGAGUACGUUGGUGGUCCGGUGUCAUCGAACGAAGAGCGAGUAGAUCGAACGGCGACGUUUUAUUCUUGUCUGUCUCGAAGAAAACGUAAUAAAUACCCUGUGUAGGUACCUUACACUCUUCAAAUGCGUUAAUGGCCUGUGUGAUUGUGUAUCGUACCGGUGUGAACAUACAGAACAAAUCCAAGUAAUACAAGAAUCUUCAGAAGGAAUGGCUACUACGUCGAACGUGGAGAACCUGUCGCCACAGACGAUCCGUCAGGUGGCGCGCGAGCUCGCCGGCCUGCAGACGUCGCCACCCGAGGGCAUCAAAGUGCUCUUCAACGAGCAGGACGUCACUCAGGUGGAGGCGCUCAUCGACGGACCCGCCGGGACGCCGUACGCGGGCGGCGUGUUCCGGGUGAAGCUGGCGCUCAGUCGCGACUUUCCCCGUUCGCCGCCGAAGGGGUUCUUCAUCACGCGCAUCUUCCACCCGAAUGUGGCGGUCAGCGGCGAGAUCUGCGUCAACACGCUGAAGAAGGACUGGAAGGCGGACCUGGGCAUCAAGCACCUGCUCCUGACUAUCAAAUGUCUGCUGAUUGUGCCCAACCCCGAGUCGGCGCUGAACGAGGAGGCGGGCAAGAUGCUGCUGGAGCGCUACGACGACUACUGCCAGAGGGCGCGCAUGAUGACCGAGAUCCACGCCCAGGUGGCGCGUGGCAGCAAGGCGGCGGAGGAGGGCGAGCCGACGGCCAAGAAGCACGCGGCGGAGCGGCCGCCGGCGACCGGCGACAAGCGGCGCCUCAAGGACAAGACGAGGCGCACCCUGAAGCGGCUCUGAGCGGCGUCGUCCGGAGAGGCCGGUGCCGCGCCGAAGGGCGCCGGCGGCAGCCGCCGGCGCCGCCCGUACAAAGUGGUGGCCCGAGCGCCGGGGGAGGGGAGGAAGGUGGGGCGCCGGGUGUCUCAGACGCGCUGCGGACUGGCGGAUUUCGCGCCAGCAUUCUGGGGCGCUUCGGCCGAUUGGUGUCGUUUUACAGGUCACCGGGCGGCGGCGGGCGCGCCUGUUUGGCUGUACCCCAGGCAAUAUUGAGCGCCAGAUUUUGGCGCGAUGACCGCGAGCGAGCGGCGCGAUGGGGCGGUCGCGCGGCGUGCGUGGAGAUCGUGCUGGCUGGAGGCAGCGGCUUGUUUUAGAGCCUGUCGUUACGUGCAGCAUUUCCGUUUUCGUAUUCGCUUGUGUAAUUUCUCACCUCCUCGAAAUCGGGCUCGCGGGUCUGGCCCCCACUGCCAGCUCCGUGUGCCGCGUUUUAACUGGAGCGCUGUUGGUUCGCGACCUUCCAGCCUGCCCUUCAUCCCGGUCAUCUACAAGCCUCGCGCUCGGCGAGCGUGGUCGCGCCGCGCGUUCGUUUUCGAGCGCCGCGGCCGGCGGCGGCUGGCGUCUGGCCGGCGUCGCUGUUCUGGUCGCGCCUGCCGGCAUCCGCAGAGGGAGCGGUAAUACACGUGCGUGUGAGACGU